Molecule: messenger RNA, 1486 nt
Organism: Glossina fuscipes
Lineage: Eukaryota; Metazoa; Arthropoda; Insecta; Diptera; Glossinidae
Product: protein ALP1-like
Exons: 3
Coding region: 151-1362 (403 amino acids)
Source: RefSeq, a predicted model, not a curated record
GGUCCAAUCCAUCUCUAAACAAACAAAAAAAAAAGAAAAACGAUUCUAUAUUAAUACGGUAUUCACACGGUAGUUAAUAACAUAGUAUUCAUAAUUAACUAGCAAUCUUUAAUAUCUUGUUUGUUGAUUUGUAAGCUUGAGCAAUAAAAGAUGAUGGACAACGACGAUUUAAUUAUUUUGGUUAUGAUAACGGGAAUGAUGUGCGAGUAUUAUCGUCGCCGCUGCAGAUACAAAAAAAGGUUCUGGGUAAGGCCUUUAUAUAAAAACCGAGAUGUCGAUGGAUUCUUUGUCACCGCCUUUGACCAUAUGUACAAUAACGACUUUGAGCAAUUUAAAGUAAAUGUUCGAAUGAAUCCCAAAAUAUUUGAUCUUCUUUUAAAUUUGACCGAGGAGAAAUUAACCAAGUCUUCGUGUAGACCUUCUAUAUCUGCCAAGUGUAGAUUGUUUUUAACGCUGCUAUAUUUGGCUAAAGGAGAAAGUGUUAGAUAUUUAUCACUUACCUUUAAAAUGGGAGCGUCCACAGUACGAUCUAUCAUUCAAGAAACAUCGCGAGUUUUAUGGGAUGUUCUUGCUCCGUUUUAUAUGUCUUUGCCCAAUAAGUCGGGGUGGGAACGUAUCGCGGUUGAUUUCGAAACUAUUUGGAAUCUUCCACACUGCGUAGGCGCUAUAGAUGUAAAACACAUUAGUAUAGUGCGUCCUGCGAAUUCUGGCUCACAAUAUUAUAAAAACAAGGGCACGUGCUCAAUAGUUCUGCUAGCAGUGUGCGGCGCGAACUACAUUUUUACGGCAGUUGAUGUUGGUGCUUGCGGGCCGCAAGGUGAUCAUGGCAUUAUGUGCCAUUCAGAGUUUGUGAAGCGUUUAGUACAAAAUCAAUUAGAGUUGCCUGAAGCUACAAUCAUAACAGGCACCAAUAUAGAAUUUCCAUACUAUUUUAUUGGAGAUUCAGCAUUUCCUCUGCGGAACAACCUAAUAAAACCCUAUCCUGGAAUUCUUUUGCCAAAAGAUAAGGAAACCUUCAACAAGAGGUUAUCCCGGGGAAGAAAAACGAUUGAAAAUGCGCUCGGUGUAUUGGCGUCUCGUUGGAGGGUUUUGUUAAGUCCCAUCCAUAUGAAACCCGAGAACGCGGCAUCGGUAGUAAAGGCCACUGUUGUUUUGCAUAAUUUUGUAAAAAUGCACGACGAAUCUUAUUGCCCACGAGAAUAUGUUGAUUCUGAAGAAAAUGGUGAGCUAAAAAGCGGAUUAUGGCGGAAGAAUACAGCACCGCUGCGCAAAGCAAGCAAGUUGUCGGGAAAUAACGCCAGCAGAAGUGCGUUUCAUAUACGUGAUAUUUUGAAAAAUUAUCUAAGCCAAAACGGCAUUUAAUGAUAUAAAUUUAACGUAAACUAUAAGUCCGUUUAAGUUUAUAUAAAUAAAAAUUAAAGGAACGUGGACACGAAAAUCCGUGCUUCUAUUGUUUUAACCUAUAAUACAAUUGUUAGAUUCGUCC